Molecule: messenger RNA, 2328 nt
Organism: Seriola aureovittata
Lineage: Eukaryota; Metazoa; Chordata; Actinopteri; Carangiformes; Carangidae
Product: zinc finger protein RFP-like
Exons: 2
Coding region: 691-2328 (545 amino acids)
Molecular function (GO): zinc ion binding; protein binding
Source: RefSeq, a predicted model, not a curated record
UUGACACAAACCUUAAAAGUUCCCACCCAAGGUCGAAACCAGGAGUCAUUUUAAACUGAAUCGGUGCAUGGGUGGGGUUGUGGAGGGAAACUGAGACAAUUCCCUCUUUUCUUAUCCAGAUUUCAACUUUCUGUUUCUCUGUUCUCUGUCUCAUCGUCCUCUCUCUGUACCUGCUCUUCCUCCUCUUUGUCCAAGCUGAAUCCCUGAUUUCACCUUUGGUUGGAAAAUAGUCUCAAACUCACAGGAGCUCAGUGUCUGUGAAGAUCCUCAGUGAUCCAGGUGGUGAUGUUUCUGAGGCUCUGCUCAGACCUGCAUUAACAUGUGUCUUCAGUGAUUCAGUAAAAUAUUUUCAGUUCAUUAUGAAACUGUGGCGGGACUAAUGAGACUGUGGCAGAGGACGUCAGUAGAGUGGGCGGUCCUUUAAUGUUGCCCAGGAUGCAUUUGUGUCCACACUGCUAAAAGCAUGUGACACGUGGCCCAGACCUCCUCCGAAUGUGAUCUGACUGAUCGGAUCUCAAAUGCGUCAAUGCAUCCAACCAGGCGCUUGUCUCCCCCUCCAUUAUUUAGAGUAGGUGAUAUAAGAACAUAACCUGCUCAAAAUCUUUUACCAACAGCAUGAAGGGGAUAUUCAUGUCUGUCCUCAGUCCCUUCUCUUCUUUCAGUGCUCUCCACUGAGGAAAAGCCACACCAAUGGUGACCCAGUAUGUCGACAUGUCUGCUGCCAGCUGUCUGCUGACUGAGGAUCAGUUUCUGUGCUCCAUCUGUCUGGAUGUGUUCACUGAUCCAGUUGCCUUACCAUGUGGACACAACUUCUGUAACAAAUGCAUCACUGAACACUGGGAUGUUAAUGUCCAGUGCCAGUGUCCCAUCUGUAAAAGACUUUACAACACAAGACCUGAGCUGCAUGUAAACACUUUCAUCUCUGAGAUGGCUGCUCAGUUCAGACAGUCAGUUCAACAGAAAACCAGCAGCAGCAGCAGCUCAGAGCAACAAGCUGCCAAACCAGGAGAAGUUCCCUGUGACGUCUGCACUGGAACCAAGCUGAAGGCCCUGAAGUCCUGCCUGGUUUGUCUGGUCUCCUACUGUGAGACUCACCUGGAGCCUCAUCUGACAGUGUCAGGCCUGAAAAGACAUCAGCUGAUUGACCCUGUGGAAAACCUGGAAGGCAGAGUGUGUACGAAUCAUGAUAAACUGCUGGAGCUGUUCUGCAAGACUGACCAGAUGUGUGUCUGCAUGCUUUGCACCUAUUCAGACCACAAGGCUCAUGAUGUUGUUCCUCUGAAAGAAGAAUAUGAAGGAAAGAAGGCUGAGCUGAAGGAGACAGAGGCUGAAAUUCAGCAGAUGAUCCAGAAGAGACGACUGAAGCUUCAGGAGAUCAAACGCUCAGUGGAGCUCAGUAAAGAACGAGCAGACAGAGAAACAGCAGAAGGUGUUCAGGCCUUCACUGCUCUGAAGGAGUCUGUUGAGAGAGGCCAGGCUGAAUUCAUCAGGACGAUCAAAGAGAAGCAGAGAACAACAGAGAAACAGGCUGAAGACUUCAUCAAAGAGCUGGAGCAGGAAAUCUCUGAGCUGAAGAAGAGAAGCAGUGAGGUGGAGCAGCUCUCAGUCUCUGAAGAUCACCUCCACCUGAUCCAAAGCUUCUCAUCCCUGAACACUGCUCCACCCACCAAGGACUGGACAGAGGUCAGCUUCUGUCCUCCAUCAUAUGAGUUGAUUGUAAGGAGAUCUGUGAUUCAGCUGGAGAAGACACUAGGUAAACAGAUAAAGAAGGUGUUAGAGGUUGAGCUGAAGAAAGUACAGCAGUAUGCAGUGGAUGUGAUACUGGAUCCUGAUAUAGUACUUCCCACACCCACCCAGUCUGACGAUGAACAACAGGUAAAGGAGGUUGAUAACUGUAGAUGUAUCUUGUCAGAUCACAGCCUCACUUCAGGAAGAUUUUACUUUGAGGUUCAGGUUAGCAGGUGGUCUAUGUGGACGUUAGGAGUGGCCACCAAGUCCAACAUGAAGAGACAAAUCACACUGAGCCCCAGCAAUGGUUUCUGGACUGUAAGUUUGGAGUACUUAGGUCGUUACUUUGCUGCUGCUGACCCACCAGUCCAUUUGUCUCCAAAGUCAAAGCCUCAGAAGGUGGGGGUGUUUGUGGAUUAUGAGGAAGGCCUGGUCUCAUUUUAUGACACUGAUACUGCAGCUCUCAUCUGUUCCUUUACUGGCUGCUCCUUCACUGAUAAACUCUAUCCGUUCUUCAGUCCAUGUCGGACUGAUGGUGAUAAAAUCCACAUAAUUUAUAGUUUAAGAAAGUUCCGAAGAAAAAAAACCUUGAGGCCGUGA